UGUCUGCGGUCUCCGAUCAAACUACCAAGGCAAAAACCCUGUGAGUUAAACUCCCUCUUCGUGGCCUUUCUUCUUCCCUACACACAUGGCUUCAUCGCCACCAUUUCUACUUCCAUCUCUGUCAUAAACCCAUUUUUCUUCUCUUACACAUGCAUACAAUAUUGAUAGAUGGACGUAAGAAGAUUGAAAAUUCCCAAAACCAUAGCUAUAUUUUCACAUAUCAAACGCCCUUUAACUUGUGUGAUUUAUACUGCUUCUUCAGAUCAAAUCAGUGAACCAUUACAGAAAGCGCAGUCAAAUAAGCCUAACCCCAUCUCAGAAAAGAAACAGAAAAACGGAUUAGAUUUGAAUUUGCGGAAGUGGGUUGUUUCAGUUCUUUCAAACCCACCUGUAGAUUCGUUAAAGAUUAAAGAUUUACUGACCCUUUUGACUCCUCAGCAGUUUGAUGCUAUUUUCUUGGAAAUUUAUUCGUCUUUGAAACCAUUGAAUGUUUUGAAAUUCUUUCACGUAGCGUCUGGUACUUGUGGUUUUAGUUUUAGUGUUAGAUCUUAUUGUACUUUGCUUCGUUUGCUUGUUGCUUCGAAUCAUGAUGUUCCAGCUAGGUUGCUUUUGAUUAGGUUAAUUGAUGGGAAACUACCUGCAUUGUUUGAUACUUCACAACAAAAGCAUGUAGAGGUUGCUGUUUCGUUGGCGGAGUUGAGUGGUGUGUCGGAUUUUGGUGUUGCUGUUAGGACUUUUGAUCUUUUGCUUCAUUUGUGUUGUACUCAAUUCAAAAAUGUCGGUUUUGAUGCUGCAUUGGAUGUGUUCAGGUCGUUGGCAAGUAGGGGGGUGUAUCCUUCUUUGAAAACUUGCAACUUUCUGUUGAGUUCUCUUGUGAAAGAGAAUGAGCUUUGGAAGAGUUAUGAGGUUUUUGGGAUUCUGAAGGAUGGUGUUGAACCAGAUGUUUACUUGUUUAGCACCGCGAUCAAUGCGUUCUGUAAAGGGGGGGAGGUGGAGGAGGCAAAGGAGUUAUUUCGGAAGAUGGAAAACAUGGGUAUUGUGCCAAAUGUUGUCACUUAUAAUAACCUUAUUCACGGUCUUUGCAAGAAUUGUAAUUUAGAAGAUGCAUUCCUUCUGAAGGAAGAAAUGAUAUUAAAUGGUGUAAACCCAAGUAUUGUCACGUAUAGCAUGCUUAUUAAUUGUCUGAUGAAACUUGAGAAAUUUGAUGAAGCUGAUUGUGUGUUGAAAGAAAUGUCAAACAAGGGGAUUGUUCCGAACGAUGUGUUGUAUAAUACCAUCAUUAAUGGUUAUUGCUCAGCAGGAGAUAUUCAGAAAGCUCUAAAGGUAAGGAAUGAAAUGCUAACAAAAGGAAUUCUCCCCAACUCAGCUACUUACAAUUCACUGAUCAAAGGUUUCUGCAAGGUAAAUCAAGCUAGUCAAGCUGAAGAAUUCUUAAAAGAGAUGUUAUUACAUGGAUUGGGUGUAAAUCCUGGUUCAUUCAGUAAUGUUAUCCUUGUACUGUGCAUGAAUUCUAGGUUUGUUGCUGCACUACGGUUUGUUAAGGAAAUGAUAUUAAGGCAUUUGAGGCCAAAUGAUGGGUUGCUGACCACAUUAAUUAGUGGGCUUUGCAAGGAAGGAAAGCAUUCAGAGGCAGUUGAGCUCUGGCAUAAGCUACUAAUGAAAGGGCUCACUGCCAAUACAGUGACCUCAAAUGCUCUAAUUCACGGUCUUUGUGAAGCUGGUAACAUACAAGAGGCUGUUCGGCUGUUGAAAACAAUGCUAGAAAGUGGUGUUAAAAUAGAUAGCAUGACUUAUAACACUCUUAUAUGUGCAUUUUGCAAAGAAGGAAACUUGGAUGGCGCCUUUAUGUUGAGAGAAGAAAUGGUGAAGCAAGGAAUCGCGCCUGAUGUUUCAACUUACAAUGUGCUGCUACAUGGGCUUGGUGAGAAGGGUAAAAUAGAUGAAGCUCUGUUGCUCUGGGAUGAAUGUCGAAGCAAGGGACUUGUCUGCGAUAUUUAUACCUAUGGGGCCUUAAUUAAUGGUUUGUGCAAAGCUGACCAACUUGAAAAGGGCAGGGACCUUUUCCAUGAGAUGCUCAGACAAGGCUUAGUCCCAAAUUUAAUUGUUUAUAACACUCUUAUUGGAGCUUUUUGUAGAAAUGGAAAUGUGAAAGAAGCCCUUAAACUUCGUGAUGACAUUAGAAGCAGAGGCAUUCUACCAAAUGUUGUCACUUAUUCCUCUCUUAUACAUGGCAUGAGCAAAAUCGGGCUUAUUGAAGAUGCUGAGAACCUUAUUGAUGGGAUGCGUAAGGAGGGAGUUCUACCUGAUGUUGUUUGUUAUACUGCAUUGAUAGGUGGAUAUUGUAAGUUAGGUCAGAUGGAUAAAGUGAGGAGCAUUUUGCAGGAAAUGUCAUCACACAAUAUACAGCCUAAUAAAAUAACUUAUACAGUCAUUAUUGAUGGGUAUUGUCAAGCUGGUAAAGUUAAAGAAGCUAAGGAGUAUUUCGCCGAGAUGGUACAGAAGGGAAAUACUCCUGAUUCGGUCACCUAUAACGUUUUGACAAAGGGGCUUUUAAAGGAAGGGGAAAUAGAAGAAGCCUUUUCACUUUUAGAUCAUAUUUCCCAUACAGGAGUUGAUUUAGAUGAAGUUACAUAUACUUCUUUAGUGAAUUUACUUCCCCAGAGAUCAGCAAGUGCAAACCAAGAAUGAACUGACCUGGCACAAAGUUCACACUCAUCUGGUUGGACUUUUUGCUACCUCACGUUUUUAACGCAACACAGCUAUAUACUUGCUUGAGUACAGUUGGACAUUUGAAAAGCACGUAUAUCUGCCUGAUUUUCUAAUGACACAAUGGAGUCAAGGCAAAGUCUGCACAUUGGAAACUGGUUCGUUAUUGUGGGUCCAGAUUUCUUCCUUGUGCUUUGAGUUAGUUGCAAAUGCUGGGAAGAUCAAGGAUCCAAGCAGCUGGUGGAUGGUUUUAUGGAUAGCAGAUAAGUCCAAGAUUGCGCUGGCCCCCUAACAGUGACCUUUGGUUGCUCUAACCAACUCCAUGCCCUUGUAUGAUGGAGCAGACUGUACUUGGAACUGCACUUGAAAAGCCAAAACCUACUUCAGCCACGGGGAGUGUUCGUGCAGAUAAGACAAUAAUGGUAGGGCCACCUUGGCCUAGGACCAUCUUGUGGAGAGCAUCAAAUGGUACUAUAAAUUCGUUCAGUUAAAUCAAAGAAGUGUGCUGUUUUAGUCACCUAAGAGAUUGCUUCGUGUAUGUUCUGCACAUCAUCUGCUAUAGAUGUCUGCUUCUGUUCGUUCACAAUUGCUUCUCGGUUCUUCCACAGCUAUAGGCUCUCAACACAUGAUGCAUCAGUAGUGUAAUCACUGAAGCAAUUUAGUCAGGAUUGCCAUGUUACUUAUGUGUUGAAGGGAGCAUGACAUGAACCGGGGUAGUCGCAGCAGGAGAAGUACCCCUAAACCCCUGAGAUCACUCAAUCCCGACCUGUCAAUCUCUUGUCAUUACUAUCUGGUGCGCGAAGGGCUACUCAUGCUUCCCAGACAUCACACAUUCUCAGGUUGAGUCAACAGCUCCCUAGAAAGUGAAAUAGGUUCAAGGGAGGGUUGUAAAUAGGCUGAAGUGGGAGCGCAGAACAGUUUCAUUGAUGAUCUUGAUUUUCGUGGUUUUAGUUGAGGUGUACAAAAACUGGCUCGAACACCACUAAUAAAAAAAAAUGUUUACACUUCAAUGAUAAUACUUCUGUUUUCUA
Solanum verrucosum is the source of this 3737-nucleotide messenger RNA. RefSeq names its product pentatricopeptide repeat-containing protein At4g19440, chloroplastic. Bases 169 to 2688 code for a protein of 839 amino acids. Lineage: Eukaryota; Viridiplantae; Streptophyta; Magnoliopsida; Solanales; Solanaceae. The record is from RefSeq and is a predicted model, not a curated record. The transcript is spliced from 4 exons. Gene Ontology annotation, molecular function: protein binding.